AUGCCAGACAGCCACACAACGGUUUAUUCGCCAGUAACCUCCCCUUUAGCUAGAAACCUUUCAGGGAAUUCUUCUGCCUUCUCCGACAGUUGCAUUGUAACCUCCUCGUCUUAUGGAGCCGGAGACCUGAUCAGCCCCGAGGCAGAGUUUCUCAUCACCAAGUUAAAGUCAGCUGUGAUCAUACCCCUGUUGUACCUCUUUGGUGGUCCAACUAAUCUUUUAAACAUGAUUGUCUUCUUCAAGCAGGGAUUGGGAGACCGAGUCAACCUCUGUCUCUUCAGCCUCGCUAUUGUUGAUUUUACUAGCGUGUCCUUCUAUUUUCUCAUCUUUGUUGAACACAUCUUUAUGUUUAACUCACCUGAAACUUUCGGUGAAGUUUAUGCCUUUUUGAUGAGCAACAAAGUGAUGCUCUUCUACAACAUGGGUUACGGUUCCAUGCUUCUGUCAGUUAUAAUUGCUCUUGAGCGAUGUAUUUGCGUGUUGUUGCCUCUUCGUGCAAAACUUUUACUUAAGACCAAAACUAUGGCAGCCAUCAUCAUCACAACUGUGCCGACUGUGAGUUUCUUAAGGCUCGCGGUGUUGGCAAAAUACGUUAUGUUGUGUAUCUACGACAAGAGGAGACAACUGGCCUUAAAGGGUCCUUAUGUUACUGAGUAUGCCGUGAGGAACAAAGAGUUUCUGGAGGGGCUCGACGGAAUAUUUUAUGGAUUUAUCAUGGGACUGGGCUGUCCUAUCAUCGUUCUGAUCGCCACUAUCAUCACUAUCGGCAAACUCUGGCACACAGCCGCCUGGCGAAAACAGACUUCGUCUGCUAACACUCGGAAGGAAAUGGCCGUGACCAAGAUGCUUGUUCUCUUGUCCUUCAUGUUCCUGGUGUUUGAUUUGCCGAGGAUCUGGGUGAGGACCUACCCUUUGUUUGACCCUGAAUUUAGCACUAAAGGCCAGCAUCGCUAA
Molecule: messenger RNA, 954 nt
Organism: Pomacea canaliculata
Lineage: Eukaryota; Metazoa; Mollusca; Gastropoda; Architaenioglossa; Ampullariidae
Exons: 1
Coding region: 1-954 (317 amino acids)
Biological process (GO): G protein-coupled receptor signaling pathway
Cellular component (GO): plasma membrane
Molecular function (GO): G protein-coupled peptide receptor activity
Source: RefSeq, a predicted model, not a curated record